AUGCACCGGCUAUUUGCCGCUGGCCUGCAACUGGUGGCAGUCACGUUCUCGCCCGCGGCUUCCGUCGACGAGACACAAGCGUGGACCUCAGGCUACCCCCUCCGACUCGUGGACGCGUCGGCCCCAGGCGUGGACGCUGGGCUGAAUGAGCUGGCCCUCAGCGUCAUGCCCUCCACCUCUCACUUCCAGUCGCUGGGGGAGAACGAGGUGCUGUGCAGCCGGGGAGAGGUCGAAGGAUGGCAGCUGUACGCGCUGCGUGGCGACGGUGGCCCCCCGGCCGACGCCAUCGCCGGCUGGGUGCGGCGGGGCGCCCUGCUGCGGACGGUGGCCGAGUUCUGCCCCCAGGCGGUGCUGCUCGUGCUGGCCCGCCACGUGGAGUCCGUGCUGCUGGCCAUGCGGGGCCCGGACCCGGCCGCGGACCUGCAGGAGGCGGGGCUGGCGCAGCUGAAGUACGGGCUGCUGAAGAGCUGGCUGGGCCGAGAGGUCUUCCCGCACGCGCCCUGGGACCUCGUCGUCCGCGGGUGGGGCCUGGAGGAGCGCGAGGCACGCAUCUUCGAGUCCUACAAGAGUAUACUAUCCCAGGUGUCCCGUUCCAGGAACCAUGAGCCCUCCAAAGUGUGCAUCUCUCAACCGGGCGAUUCUCUUGCAGGCAGAGCCGCCCCCGUACCACCUCCGCCGCCCUCCCACCCGCCUUCCGCCGCGGAGGCCGGGUCGUCCCGAUCGAUACAUCCAAGGCUCGGGCGGGGCUGGGAAGAGGAUCAAUCCGUUCCAGAGCGUUCCGGAACGCUCUCAGAACGUUCCGGAACGUUCUGA
Messenger RNA from Prorocentrum cordatum, 813 nucleotides. The record is from the annotation of a GenBank genome assembly. NCBI's taxonomy places the organism in Eukaryota, Dinophyceae, Prorocentrales, Prorocentraceae.